GCGUACACGGUGACGUAAUCGAUGUGCGCCGCCGGCUGCUUUCUUUUUUAUUUUUUCCUAACAGGCGGCGGUAUCAACUGUUCUCUCGACAAGUAACUAGCAAAUUCUUUUCACCCAGAAUGCCUCUUCCUCCGGCACUUCUGGCCCGCUUGGCCAAAAGAGGAAUUGUCAAACCAACAGAUCAAGAUGCAGAUGAGGAGAUUAUCGCUGAAGAUUACGAUGACAACAAUGUGGAUUAUGAAUCCACCAGACUAGAGAACCUUCCUCCAAACUGGUACAAAGUGUUCGAUCCGUCCUGCGGUCUUCCUUACUACUGGAAUGUAGAGACAGAAAUGGUGGCCUGGCUUUCACCAAAUGACCCGACUGCAGUUAUAACAAAACCUGCCAAGAAAAUGAAGGCUGAUGUCACAGAUGAAAGAGCAGAGAGGCCGAUUGAAAAGCCAGAGAAGGAACGAGAUCGGGAUCGCGACAGAGACCGAGAACGGGAACGAGAACGAGACCGGGACAGGGACCGAGAACGGGACAGAGAGCGAGACAGAGACCGGGACGAAGGACGGGACAGAAGGAAGCAGAGGAGAGACGACAUGCCGCCGUACGGCAAAAGCAAAAGAGGAAGAAAAGAUGAUGAGAUGGACCCAAUGGACCCGAGUGCCUAUUCUGAUGCUCCAAGGGGCUCUUGGUCAAGCGGCCUCCCCAAACGCAACGAAGCAAAGACGGGCGCAGACACGACCGCAGCCGGGCCGUUGUUCCAGCAGCGGCCGUACCCGAGUCCCGGGGCGGUGCUGCGAGCUAACGCCGCUAACCAUCCGCCCAAGGAGUGAACCGGGAUCCCGCGAAGACGGAAAAAGGUCCGGAAAGACGAGAGAAGAAAAAGAUCCUGUAUGGAGGCCCGCAAA
Messenger RNA from Gambusia affinis (western mosquitofish), 896 nucleotides. RefSeq names its product polyglutamine binding protein 1 (gene pqbp1). Gene Ontology annotation, cellular component: nuclear body; cytoplasm. Gene Ontology annotation, biological process: alternative mRNA splicing, via spliceosome. The record is from RefSeq and is a predicted model, not a curated record. Lineage: Eukaryota; Metazoa; Chordata; Actinopteri; Cyprinodontiformes; Poeciliidae. Gene Ontology annotation, molecular function: protein binding; ribonucleoprotein complex binding. Bases 120 to 821 code for a protein of 233 amino acids. The transcript has 7 exons.